Brachypodium distachyon (stiff brome) is the source of this 1245-nucleotide messenger RNA. RefSeq lists its product as uncharacterized. Lineage: Eukaryota; Viridiplantae; Streptophyta; Magnoliopsida; Poales; Poaceae. The transcript has 2 exons. Bases 1 to 1245 code for a protein of 414 amino acids. The record is from RefSeq and is a predicted model, not a curated record.
AUGGCAGCCAACCUUCUCCGCCGCCCCCAGUCCGCCGCCGCCGUUCCGCCGCCCAUCCCCGGCAACCCCGCCUCCGGCUGGAGGAAAUGGGCAGAAUUGGACAAGUCCUACGUGCAGCGGAUCGCGGAGCACGCGCUCUCCAACGACGUAGCAGACUACGUCCACAUCCGGGCGACCUGCAAUCCAUGGCGGAAGAACACGGAGGAUCCCAAGCUCUCCUCCAUCCUUGACCCGCGCUUCCACCCACGGAAAUGGAUCGUGCUCCCGGCCGACGACCGCGCCGGAGACGACAAUGAAGCCCGGCGCCGCAUGGUCAACAUCUCCAACGGCGCCAAGUACGUCGUCCAACUCCCUUCCAUCUCCGGCCACGCCAUCGCCGCGAGCUCCAGCGGCGCCCCCGGCGGCAUCAUGGUCCUAAUCAACGACUGCACGGCCGCCAUUCGUCUCCUGAACCCGAUCACGGGCCAGACCGCGGAUCUCCCUUCCGUGGAGCCCGUGAUGAGCCGGACCAGGACGGGGCGUCUGGACAGGGGAUUCCAUGAGCUCUGCAAAGUUACCGGGGCCGGGUUUGUCGGAGACCACACUGUGGUGCUCCACUUGGGGCGUGACGACCGCCUCGUGGCCGCCCGGCUCUACGGCGGCCACUGGGAGAUGGUCAGCAGAGGCACCGUGCUGUGCUCGGCCUUCUCCUUGAAUGGCACGGUGUACUUCGCCGACACGGACGGGCUCAUGUUCGUGGACCUCGACAAGCCUUCGAUGCGGAGGCUGCGGCGCGCCGCGGCGUGGCCGGAGAUAGACACGGAGACCGUCGUGCACAUGGCGGACGACGGUGCCGGCCGCCUGCUGGUCAUCAUCAACAGGCUCUACUUCAAAAAAGAAGCACGCCGGGAGGAUGAUAGAUAUUACACGGUGGAGUUCGAGGUGUUCCGGCUGGAUCCCGAAGCCAGGGAGCUCGUGCCGGUGAGGAACAUCGGCAAGCGUGCAUUGUUCGUCGGGAACUACUGCGGCGCGCUGGUCGUGCCGGCGUCGGCGUCGGCUCCGGGUACCAUCGUGCACAACAGUAUCUACUUCCAGCACAAUGGUCACCCUAGGUUCUUUGUGCGGCGUCUGUCGCCCAGGAACAAUAAUAGCCAGGUCAUCGAAGCUCCCAAGGGUAGCUUCCUCGAUGAUAUCACCUCCUAUGUCAAGUGGAGCGGGCGCAAGACCAUGGUGGCGCCGGCAGCCAGCAUCUAUGGUCGAGUCUAG